Pyricularia oryzae 70-15 is the source of this 1299-nucleotide messenger RNA. Its product is annotated as tetrahydroxynaphthalene reductase. The record is from RefSeq and is a predicted model, not a curated record. The transcript is spliced from 7 exons. Gene Ontology annotation, molecular function: oxidoreductase activity. Lineage: Eukaryota; Fungi; Ascomycota; Sordariomycetes; Magnaporthales; Pyriculariaceae. Bases 246 to 1097 code for a protein of 283 amino acids.
UCUGUAGUAUACGCGACGGAAAAUGAAGGGAAGGAAUUGGUAUAUAAAAUGUCUGCUCUUCUCCAGCUACGAAAACAAAAUUGAAAUGCAUCCAUUCCCAUUCAUCCAUCAUUCUUCGCCGCCGUAGUCUCUUCUGACGCCCGUUGAACCACCCGAUAUCCAAGUUCAAGCCACAGGACGAUCCAUCAAUUCGUCCUAACCUUGCCCUAAUUCGCCGGAUUUCUUUUUUGCACAUCUGAAUCAAAAUGCCUGCCGUCACUCAACCCCGCGGCGAGAGCAAGUAUGACGCGAUCCCAGGCCCCUUGGGUCCUCAGUCAGCCUCUCUUGAGGGCAAGGUUGCCCUCGUGACUGGCGCUGGCCGUGGUAUCGGCAGGGAAAUGGCCAUGGAGCUCGGUCGUCGUGGCUGCAAGGUCAUUGUCAACUACGCCAACAGCACCGAGUCCGCCGAGGAGGUCGUCGCCGCCAUCAAGAAGAACGGCUCUGACGCUGCCUGCGUCAAGGCCAACGUUGGUGUCGUCGAGGACAUCGUCAGGAUGUUCGAGGAGGCCGUCAAGAUCUUUGGCAAGCUCGACAUCGUUUGCUCCAACAGCGGCGUCGUCUCCUUCGGCCACGUCAAGGACGUCACCCCUGAGGAAUUUGACCGUGUCUUUACCAUCAACACCCGUGGCCAGUUCUUUGUCGCCCGCGAGGCCUACAAGCACCUCGAGAUUGGUGGUCGCCUGAUUCUGAUGGGCUCCAUCACUGGCCAGGCCAAGGCUGUGCCCAAGCACGCCGUCUACUCAGGAUCAAAGGGUGCCAUCGAGACAUUUGCUCGCUGCAUGGCUAUCGACAUGGCCGACAAGAAGAUUACUGUUAAUGUGGUUGCUCCUGGUGGUAUCAAGACCGAUAUGUACCAUGCAGUCUGCAGGGAAUACAUUCCAAACGGCGAGAAUCUCUCCAACGAGGAGGUUGACGAGUAUGCCGCGAGCGCUUGGAGCCCUCUACAUCGUGUGGGCCUGCCGAUCGAUAUUGCCCGUGUGGUCUGCUUUCUGGCCUCGAACGAUGGCGGCUGGGUCACUGGGAAAGUGAUCGGUAUCGACGGCGGUGCUUGCAUGUAAAUGGGUGGGGAUUUGGCAGCUGGAGGUAUAUAAAUAGAUGUUUCUACGUACUUGAAACAAUGGAGACAGUUGCUGCCCAAAGAUUUCUGAUAUCUUGUUGCGUAGGGAGCGCAGAGUAGCCAAGGGGCUCGAGUGAUGUUAAUAUUGCGGUAGUCACGUGAUACUUGACCCCUGACUUUAACACCAUGGUGUACGUACUCCG